Molecule: messenger RNA, 2001 nt
Organism: Hippoglossus stenolepis (Pacific halibut)
Lineage: Eukaryota; Metazoa; Chordata; Actinopteri; Pleuronectiformes; Pleuronectidae
Exons: 6
Coding region: 245-598 (117 amino acids)
Source: RefSeq, a predicted model, not a curated record
GGGCAGCACUCUUCGCCAAGAUGGCUGCACGAUCGCGGCAGCGCGCAGUAGUGGCGUCCUGGUGAAAUGACGCACGCCGCGGUUUACGUUCACUCCUCCACGCUCGGAGCUCUCUCUCCAUAACGCAGAUCCCGCCCGACACACAGCCGGAAGACGGACCGGCUGUCCUCCCCUCCAGUGGACCGAGCGGAACCGGUUCAUCUGAGUGAGAGUGCGAUGAGGAGAGGCUUCAGAGUGUGAGGCCAUGGGCUGCACCUCGGCCAAGCAGGUGUCGGCCGUGCCCAACGAUGAGGAGGGACGCGGCAAGGCCUACAGCAAUGGAGACCUCUUCACAGAUGAAUACAAGAUGAAAGGAGUGGAGGAGGUGAAGUACAUGAGGGGAGAGGAAAACCGAGUGAAUGCACGCAACCAGGAGAACCUGGAGAAGAGUAAUGUACAGUACAGGGGCAAGCAGCAGAAGGAGCUCACUGGAGCAAACAUCAAGUCGAAUAUUCACACGUCAGAGAGCCAGCAGGAAUUCUUCAGGAUGCUGGAUGAGAAGAUUGAGAAGGGGCAAGACUACUGUUCGGAGGAGGAGGAGGAGGAAGAUGGGACAUAGCACAGAGGCCCCCAGAAUUCACCCCCACAGAGAGCCACACUGUGUGUAUGUGAGUGAGAGAGAGCGUGUGUGUGUAUAAAUGCAUAUGUGUGUCCAUGAGAGUAAGAGAGAUUUGAAUCCGUGUUUUACCAGUAGGAUUGAUUGUGUGAUGGUUUGAAGAUAUGGCAAAGAUAGUAUUUUAAGUGGGGGAUACGUGAAAGAAUGAAAGAAAGAGAGAGAGAAUGGGAUGAAGAGAGCUUUCUUCAGAGACUUCAACCCUCCUCUCUUAGCACCUUGUCACUGCAGGCCCCUGAGUGGACAGAUGGAGGUGGCAGUGUGAUGAGGGGACAGACAGAGGAAAGGAGGGAGAGAUGGAGGAGGAUGUGAUGACGGAUGGUCACACAUGGUCCUGAACAGAGAGGACAAACUGACUUAUUUCCUCCAGUAGGACAACAGCUCCUCGGCCCUACUUCUGUCCCUCUGUGUCUGUCCUUCUUGAUCCUGAAUAUUGAGCCCCUGCAUUUGGACAAAGGAACUCACAAAUAUGGAGACCAAGUGAGGACAAGUUGACUUGGUGUGAAGUACUGAGAGACACACAAGAGGAGAAGAUGCUGAAGGGGCUACGUAAAUUCACCAGGAUCCUCACUGGACUUUUCCGGGCCUGCCGACCUACAGCCAGGCCGGCCACCAGGGACCGAGAGCAGGAGGGAGGGAGGGUGAAGGAAGGUGGAGAAGAAAAAGGGGUAAAUUUUGGAUAUUUUAAUAAAAGAGAGUAGGGAGAAAGCUGGUGAUUUAGAAACUCUAUACUCCUCCUGCCUUCUGAAGUCAAGGACCUUUUUUUAAUUUUUUAUUCUGUGCCACAGCAACUCAUUCAGUUAUUUUUCCCGUAUUUUUUUUUUGUUGUCUUUUGGCUUCCUUCGUAGUGUAUCGUCAUCAACUUCAAUAUCUUCCUCACCACCACAGCAGGCAGACUGAGGCUGCAUCAUUCAGAGAAUCCGUCUCAACCCAAUCCGCCCUCAUUUGUUAAACCAUUACACAGCAGAUCUUAACUGACGUGCACACACACCAUGGAGUCUUUUUUUUUUUACGUUUGUUAACACUCUCUCCGUCACAACCACACAAAUACACACACACAGUGUUGUAUCCCUUUCAUUUCACCAGAAGACAGUCGUGUGCAUCGAUUAGAGGUAUUCUUAAAAACUCUAUAUCUGCUUCAUUUCAGUGUUCACACACACACACACAUACACACUUAGGCCCUGAUGCAGCGAACCGGGUGAGCUCUAGGUGAGGAUGCGUGGUUGCCAUGGAGACACAGACCCGAUCACGUUUUUUUAUUUUUAUUGAUGUAUCAUCAUCAUGGAUACUUCCUGUUGUAUUAUUUUGAAUACUUUUUUUCUAUUAAAAAUAAAAACAGAAGCUCUUAA